UCUCAUUGGUGGGCGGCGCGCAGGCCCGCCCACCGCCUUCCGGCGCUGUUGUGGGCAGAGAUCCUCUAGUGGAUCUUUGGUUGUGGGAGCGCGGAGAGAGCGGCGGAUCAUGGGCGUCGAGUUGGAGACUAUCACCCCGGGAGACGGGCGGACCUUUCCCAAGACGGGCCAAGUCUGUGUGGUGCACUAUGUGGGUUCACUGAUGGAUGGGACAACGUUUGAUUCCUCCCGGGACCGAAAGAAGCCAUUUCGUUUUAAAAUUGGUAAAAAUAAUGUCAUCAAAGGAUGGGAUGAAGGAUUAGCUCAGAUGAGUGUGGGGCAGACAGCCAAACUGACCUGCACCCCUGACUAUGCAUAUGGAGCUUCUGGCCACCCUGGCACCAUUCCACCUAAUGCAACUUUGACAUUUGAAGUAGAGCUCUUGAAUAUUGAGUGAAAAUAUCUUGAUUUAUAUCCUGCUUUUGGCACAUAAGUAACGAAGAGCUUGAAGAUUGUGCGUUGAAAAUGCAGGAACCAGUUAAAAUCACUACAUUUACCAUUCCCAUCUUUUAGUUUAGUUCAUUAUGUCACGUACCAAGGUACACUGAAAAGCUUUUGUUUGCCUGCUAUCCAUCAAAGAAAACCUUAAAUGCAAUUAAGCCGUCCACAGUGCACAGAUCGAUGAAGAUACAACAUUUAGUGCAAGAUAUAACAUUGAAAUCCGAUUAAAGAUAGUUCAAAUGUCUCUAAUGUGGCUGAUGGUCAGGUCAGGAUUGCACUCUUGAUGAUCUACAAUGUACAGUAUGUCAGCAACAAGCCUGCUUGUCACUUUGUUUAUCUUUUGGGCUGUGGAGUAAAAUCUGAUUAUUUUAAUCUUGAAUUUUUUUUUUUUUUUGUUUUAUCAUGCUCUGCUUGAAGUUCACAUCAUCAGGCAUUAUCAUUAAGGAGCCUAAAAGUAGAAAGGAGAACAAACCAUUGUUGGGUUACCACUUAAUGUUCAAACAUAAGAUAGUAAUUUUGAAUUGAUGCAUUGAAGAGCCACAAACUGUUUGAAAACAAGUGACAAGAUGGCCAUGUAGACUACUGUAUUUUGAAACAUAUCUUUGAAUAGAGAAAAUUCACUGUUGAGGCCUCCAUAUGUUGUCUGAGCUUGCGUUCACCUUAACAUUAAUUAUUGGGGCUUUAUCAUGAAUUAGCUAAAUAAAAGAUUUGUGAAUACA
Messenger RNA from Leucoraja erinaceus (little skate), 1199 nucleotides. RefSeq names its product peptidyl-prolyl cis-trans isomerase FKBP1B-like. The record is from RefSeq and is a predicted model, not a curated record. The transcript has 5 exons. NCBI's taxonomy places the organism in Eukaryota, Metazoa, Chordata, Chondrichthyes, Rajiformes, Rajidae. Gene Ontology annotation, molecular function: peptidyl-prolyl cis-trans isomerase activity. The coding region runs from base 110 to 436 and encodes 108 amino acids.